Molecule: messenger RNA, 2164 nt
Organism: Balaenoptera ricei (Rice's whale)
Lineage: Eukaryota; Metazoa; Chordata; Mammalia; Artiodactyla; Balaenopteridae
Product: 2',5'-phosphodiesterase 12-like
Exons: 3
Coding region: 1-2079 (692 amino acids)
Biological process (GO): nuclear-transcribed mRNA catabolic process, deadenylation-dependent decay
Cellular component (GO): mitochondrion
Molecular function (GO): 3'-5'-RNA exonuclease activity
Source: RefSeq, a predicted model, not a curated record
AUGGAAGAUGAGCAGAGAUGCCAGGAGGCUGCCACAGCAGCAAGGAUGCUGGCCCAGGAACAGCCUGUGGGGCCCCGUGCUGCUGGCACUGUGCCCCUGGUGGGCUGCUGCCCCCUCCUGGCCAUCACCAGACAUUCAUCUACCUGUGGAUCAGUGUUCAGGCCCUACCGAAUACCAGAUUCCUCAGCUGGUCUACAACUGUGCAAGGAGACCUGGUGCAGAGCGCCGUACGUAGCAAGCCUCCAGUUCGUGUGGAGGCUCCCAGGCGCCCGCGCCGCGCUUCGUGGGGUCCGCACGGCGGUGGAGCGGCACAGUCGGGCCGAGGCGGCGACUGAGACCGCGGCAGGCGCGAUGGAGCGCGCUGUGGUGCGCUGUGUGCCCUCGGAGCCUAAGCUAAGUCUGUCGUUCGCGCUGGCCGACGGCAGCCACAAGAACAUGCAGCGCGACCAGAGCGAGCCGCUGGGGCGGGCCCUCAGCCGGAUCGCUACCAGUGCCCUCAAAGGCCACGCGAAGGCGGCUGCCGCCAAGAAGAGCAGGAAGAACCGGCCAAACGCAAGCGGCGGCGUGUCCUGUGCGGGGCCUGGGCCCGAGCCGGCUGCAGCCUGCGAACCCGUGGUGAAGCUGUACUACCGGGAGGAGGCAGUGGCUGAAGACGUGCUCAAUGUGGACGCCUGGCAGGACGGUGCGGUGCUGCAGAUCGGCGAUGUCAAGUACAAGGUGGAGCACAACCCUCCCGCCUUCACCGAGCUGCAGUUGCCGCGCUACAUCAUGGCCGGCUUCCCGGUGUGCCCCAAGCUCGGCGUCGAAUUUGGGGAUCCCGCCGGCUCCCUCUUCCGCUGGUACAAGGAAACCAAACCCGGAGCGGCGGAACCUGAGGGCGGAGGCCCCUCAUCGUUGUCUCCCUCUUCGCCCUCUCCUGGUUGGACUGAGACGGAUGUGGACGAGCGCGUCUACACCCCGUCCAAUGCCGACAUCGGGCUACGGCUCAAACUUCAUUGUACCCCAGGCAAUGGGCAGCGCUUCGGGCCAAGCCGGGAGUUGGAAAGUGUGUGUCCAGUGGAGGCCGGGCCCGGCACCUGCACCUUUGACCACCGGCAUCUGUACACCAAGAAGGUGACGGACGACGCUCUCAUCCGCACUGUCUCCUACAACAUCCUGGCCGACACAUACACCCAGACUGAGUUUUUGCGGACGGUCCUGUACCCGUACUGUGCCCCUUACGCCCUGGAACUGGACUACCGCCAGAACCUUAUCCAAAAGGAACUCACGGGCUACAAUGCUGACCUCAUCUGUUUGCAGGAAGUUGACCGCAACUUGUUUACAGACAGCUUGGUGCCGGCCCUGGAGGCCUUUGGGCUGGAGGGCGUGUUUCGAAUCAAGCAGCACGAAGGCCUGGCCACUUUCUACCGGAAGUCCAAGUUCAGCCUCCUUAGCCAGCAUGACAUUCCUUUCCAUGAAGCCCUGCAGUCUGACCCACUUCACAAAGAACUGCUGGAGAAACUGGCUUUGUACCCAUCAGCGCAGGAGAGGGUGCUCCAGAGGUCUUCUGUACUUCAGGUUUCUGUUCUUCAGUCUACAAAGGACUCUUCUAAAAAGAUAUGUGUUGCUAAUACCCAUCUCUACUGGCACCCCAAAGGUGGGUACAUUCGUCUCAUUCAAAUGGCAAUAGCCUUGGCUCACAUUAGACACGUCUCUUGUGAUCUGUAUCCCAGCAUACCAGUUAUAUUUUGUGGGGACUUUAAUAGUACCCCAUCAAUAGGAAUGUAUCACUUUGUCAUCAGUGGCAAUAUUCCAGAGGAUCAUGAAGACUGGACUUCCAGUGGGGAAGAGGAACGAUGCAACAUGUCUCUUACCCAUUUCUUCAAACUGAAAAGUGCUUGUGGUGAACCUGCUUACACAAAUUACGUUGGUGGCUUUCAUGGAUGUCUGGAUUACAUUUUCAUUGACUUAAAUGGUUUAGAGGUUGAACAGGUGAUUCCAUUACCUACUCAUGAAGAAGUUACCACCCACCAGGCCUUACCUAGUGUUUCCCAUCCCUCUGAUCACUUAGCACUUGUAUGUGAUUUAAAAUGGAAAUAGAUUUGUGUCUGAUGGAAUUUAAAUCUGCUUUAGUAGGAAAUUUAAUAUGAAUCAAAGCUAUGUGUAACCUUCAAAGAGGAAAACU